AUGAAUCAGCCUAAUAAGCAACCAAUUUAAUAACAGCCACAGUUAACAAAUGCAAAGAGAUAGUCAGCUAUUUAAUUAAAAAAAUAUAUUAAUCAAUUGUAAGGAACAGGAGUCUUGGGUAAGAAAUCUAUUUAUUCUUUAGAUUAUAAAAUAUUUGGUAAACAUCAUGAUAAUGUUUAUUUUGAUUAGGGGGAAAUGGAAAGAAUUUUAAAGAAAGUUCCUGGCACUUAAAAUGGCAAAAUAUCUGUGCAAGAUCUAAAAAAGAGAAUGUGUAAGAAGUUACAAUAAAAUAGAAUUAUGUAAUCCUAAUGCUGAUAUAUCACUAAUAAAUACAGUUUUUCAAGGGAAACAAGAAGUUAGUGCUAAAGAUAUUUAUGAAUUAUGGAAUGGUGAACCUAUUACAGAUUAUGAUCCAUUAUAAGAAUGUCUAAAUUUACUUUGUGAUCAAAAUGAAAUUCUUGAUCUUAAUAAGAUGAGUUAACUAAUGGAAACUCUUGGCUAUUAAAAAUUAGAUAAAUAAGAUCAAGUUAUUUUGAUUGAAAUAUUUGACAUAUAUAGAGAUAAAAAAAUAGAUAAAAAAGACCUUAUGGCUAUAUUUACUUAUAUAUUGUAGCAUACGACUGGAAUUUGA
Paramecium primaurelia is the source of this 631-nucleotide messenger RNA. Lineage: Eukaryota; Ciliophora; Oligohymenophorea; Peniculida; Parameciidae. The record is from the annotation of a GenBank genome assembly.